Molecule: messenger RNA, 2124 nt
Organism: Colias croceus (clouded yellow)
Lineage: Eukaryota; Metazoa; Arthropoda; Insecta; Lepidoptera; Pieridae
Product: histone-lysine N-methyltransferase SUV39H2-like
Exons: 3
Coding region: 255-2039 (594 amino acids)
Cellular component (GO): nucleus
Molecular function (GO): histone H3K9 methyltransferase activity; protein binding; zinc ion binding
Source: RefSeq, a predicted model, not a curated record
UAUCGUAACGAAUAACGAUACCUAUUUCUAUGUGAUUUCUAUUUUCUAUUACCUGCCACAAAUGCCUCAAUACCCGCCGAACCUGCAGCAUCUCAAAUAAAAUUUAUUAUAGCCACUUUAUAAAGUAUAUAUUUUAAUAGGAUAAGGGUUAUAGUUUAAUGUGUAGCUUUUCAAAUACUACAUAUAAUUGUAGCGUUUCUCUGUAACAUAAAAUUUUUCUAUAAUAGGUAGGUACUAAGAAAAAUUUAAGGAAAAUGGCUUCGAGUAAACGCCGUGCACAGUCAAACAAGCAUCAGCAAAAUUUGUCUAAAUUGGAUGUCACAAAGCUGUCGACUUUAUCGCCAGAAGUAAUAUCGAGACAAGCAACUAUCAAUAUUAGAACUAUUGGACAUGUAGCUCGUGGAAAAUCAACUGUAGUGAAAGCUAUUUCAGGAGUACAAACUGUCAGAUUUAAAAAUGAACUGAAAAAAAAGAUUACUAUUAAACUGGAGCGCCUGUCUGAUACAGUUAUAAGAAUGUUUCGUGCAAGAGCUCAUGAAAGAGAUGAACAUAUGUUUCAUGAAAAGAUAAGAAGAGCAAAUAAAAGAAUUUUACCUCCCAUGCCAGAUCUUACCCCGGGUAAGCCUCCAGCUAAAAAGCGUAAAAAAGAUAUACAAGAUCGAAAAGAAUUCAUCGUAGAAAGCAUCCUAGACUUUAAAUUUCAGAAUGGACUGGAAUAUUUCUACAUUAAAUGGAAAGGAUGGCCAGAUAGUGAAAAUACAUGGGAACCUAUAGAGAAUCUUGAUAAUUGCCCUGAGAUUUUGAGAAAGUUUUUACUUGAAAAAGAGGAAUUGUAUUGUGAACGCUUUGAAAAAUUAGAAAAUGAAUUGUCAUUUGACAAUUUGCUUUCAGAAGAAAAUCUCAUUACAAGAAUAGAUGAAUUUGAAAAUUUCUCCCAUUUUGAAUUGAAGGAAAAACUUAUAUUGAAGUAUCUCAUUAUGAUUUCCUUGACCAUAUCGGAAGAAAGUCAUGUUACAGAUUUAGUUCAGGAAACAAGAGAUACUUUACAAUUAUACACAAUGACAAGGAAGAGAUGUCAGCAGCUUAUGGCACUGAAGCAAUGGGAGGAAUAUCUCAAUCAAGUAGAUAAAUGCAAGAAGUUAUGUGUGGAAAAUGAAGUUGAUCUGGCUGGCCCUCCUGAAAAUUUUACUUAUAUCAAUGAGUCAAUUCCUGGUGCUGGAGUUGUUAUACCCAAUGAUCCUCCUAUCGGCUGUGAGUGUACAGCAUGUAACUGUCGCUCAAAUACAUGUUGUGGAAUGCAAGCUGGUUUCUUUGCAUACAACAAUAAUAAGAGACUACGAGUAGCAUUUGGAACCCCAGUCUAUGAAUGUAACAAAGCAUGUAAAUGUUCCAUGAACUGCAAUAAUCGAGUUGUACAAAGAGGCAGGACUUUUAAGCUGACAAUAUUCAGAACUACCUAUGGUUGUGGCUGGGGUGUCAGAACGGAACAAAAAAUCAGAAAGGGCCAAUUUCUCUGCCAAUAUAUUGGUGAAGUUAUAACUUUUGAAGAAGCUGAAAUAAGAGGGAGAGAAUAUGACGCAAAUGGGUUGACAUAUCUGUUUGAUUUAGACUUCAAUUCCGUGGAUAAUCCAUAUGUUAUUGAUGCAUGCAACUUGGGAAAUGUAUCACAUUUUAUAAAUCACUCAUGUGAUCCAAACGUAGGUGUGUGGGCUGUAUGGGCAGAUUGCCUCGAUCCAAACCUACCAAUGUUAGCUCUAUUCGCCACACGAGAUAUAGAAGCUGGCGAAGAAAUUUGUUUUGAUUACUUACAAAAGUCGUCUGAGAGUGAAGAAGAUGUCACUAAUACUCCUCAAGAACAUGAAAAUGAUAAUGUUGAUGUAGAACAGAGUGUUCCAAGUCCGUCAGAAGCAAACACCGCAGAUUCAGCAGUAUCUCCUAUCGAAUCUAGAUAUGAAAUUCAGCUGCAGAAUAGAGCAAUGUUACGAAAUUUAACUGAAUGUAAAUGUGGUGCUACUAAAUGUAGAAAAUAUUUGUUUUAAUUCAAUGGCAACAACAACUUAUGGUUGUUCUUGUGGUUGUUCUGUUGGGAAAUUAAAUAGUUUCACAGGUUAUUAAGGAACAGAA